Colletotrichum navitas is the source of this 1650-nucleotide messenger RNA. RefSeq names its product major facilitator superfamily transporter. The coding region runs from base 1 to 1650 and encodes 549 amino acids. The transcript has 3 exons. Lineage: Eukaryota; Fungi; Ascomycota; Sordariomycetes; Glomerellales; Glomerellaceae. Gene Ontology annotation, cellular component: plasma membrane. The record is from RefSeq and is a predicted model, not a curated record. Gene Ontology annotation, molecular function: transmembrane transporter activity. Gene Ontology annotation, biological process: transmembrane transport.
AUGUCGUCUCCGGAAGAAACCCAAAAGUCCAGUACAGCCUCGCCGAAAUGCGACAGCUGCGACCUCGAGCAAUACCCAUUCCCCGAACGGAAUAACGAUCGAGGGUGCCCGGAAAGAGGGCUAGAGGGCGAGAAGGAGAUGACGGUCCAGCAGGACGUAGUAUCGGAUCAUCACGAGGAGACAUGUGGCACCAAUAACCCCUCCACUGGCCCUAUAACGAAUGGUGUCUGGACCGAGGACAACCGUGACCCAAAUAUUGUGGACUGGGACGGGCCUGACGACCCAGAGAAUCCUCUCAACUGGUCACCGCUGAAGAAGUGGGGAAACAUCACUCUUCUCUCCAUUAUUACCUUCAACAUUCCGCUUGCUUCAACGAUGCUUGCACCCGGCGUGCCUCAGAUUCUCGACGAAUUCAACACACAAAACGAGUCGUCGGCUACUUUUGUAGUUUCCGUGUACGUUCUCGGUCUCGCCAUAGGGCCUCUUAUAUUGCCACCGCUGAGCGAACUUUAUGGGAGAGUAAUCAUAUAUCACAUUGGCAACAUCAUCUUUGUAGUAUUCACAGCAGCAUGCGGUUUGUCAAAGAAUAUGGACAUGCUUAUCGGUUUUCGCUUCCUGGCAGGACUUGUGGGGGCGGGUGCUGUGACGAUUGGCGGCGGCUCCAUUGGCGAUCUCACAACCAUCCGGGAGCGGGGGAAAGCCAUGUCUAUCUGGAGUCUGGGACCGAUCCUGGGACCCGUGCUCGGCCCUAUUGCCGGAGGGUUUGUUUCGGAGAACAUAGGCUGGCGUUGGAUUUUUUGGAUCCUCACCAUCACUUCCGCCGCCAUUGCAAUCUCAAGCCUUGUAUUUCUGCACGAAACAAACGCCGGGGUUCUUUUAAGGAGGAAAGCGAGGCGACUCCAGACCGAGACGGGAAACUGGACAUUGCGGUCCAAACUUGAAUCACAGGUUGCCCCGAAAGAAUUGUUUCUCCGGUCCAUCCUGCGCCCUUCCAAGCUGUUGAUUCUCUCCCCCGUUUGUUUUCUGCUGAGCGUGUACAAUGCUUUCAUCUACGCUAUGCUUUAUUUCAUGUUUAGCACCUUUACUUUUGUCUUCGAAGGUCAAUACAGCUUCACACCAGCAACUGUUGGUCUGGUGUACAUUGGGCUCGGUAUCGGCAUGCUGCUUGCCCUUGCGAUCCAACAGGCAACGGGAAGCAAAUUCCUGAAGAUGCUCUCCGCAAGACAGGCCGACGGCAAGCCGAAGCCGGAACACCGACUCCCCAUCAUGAUGCUUGGCGGCUUUCUGAUACCCUCUGGGUUUUUUAUAUACGGAUGGACGGCACAAAACCGCGUUCAGUGGGCGGUGCCUCUGCUGGGGACCCUCAUCAUUGGCACAGGGGUGAGCCUUGCCAGCAUAAGCAUCAACCUCUAUCUCGUGGACGCGUUCACCAUCUAUGCGGCGUCGGCCAUUGGCGCCUCGGCCGUCUUGCGCUCGGUCUUUGGUGCCAUCCUCCCCUUGUUCGCCCUUCAGCUCUUCAAUAAAAUAGGUCUCGGCUGGGGAAAUUCCCUGCUUGGUUUCAUCGCGCUGGGCAUGUGGCCGGUCACGCUGGUCUUCAUCAAGUACGGGGAGUACCUGCGGACGGCGCCAAGAUUCAAUGUCAACCUGUAA